Molecule: messenger RNA, 663 nt
Organism: Durusdinium trenchii
Lineage: Eukaryota; Dinophyceae; Suessiales; Symbiodiniaceae
Source: the annotation of a GenBank genome assembly
GCUCUGUCUGUAUGCCAAACUUACAGCCGCCCUGAGCUCCUGUCAAAGUUCAAACCAGAUGGCAGUGACAGGAAGAAGCUUCAGCGUUCCGACCUACGGCUGCGGAAAUUAUCUGAAUUUGAGUUGAUUUUGGAGUUGAACAGUACUGGAUGGACACAUGAAUACCAGAAGCCCAGUCGGAAACUGAAGCCUUAUGAGCGUGAUGGGAACAAACAGAAAACCUGGUAUUACCACAAGGCCUCAAACUAUCGGUACCUCUUGGUGCUCGUCCUGGCUGAGGAACUGUUUGCUGAGGGUUUAGAGCGCAUUCACCAUGGUCAGCCUGUAUCUUACUAUAGUGCGCUGCUCGCAGCAGUAGGUGCUUCUGAGUUGAAUGCCGUUUUGCCUUGGCAAACAAAGUCUUUUUAUUCCAAUUUGAUCAAGCUGUUCAAGCAGCAGCAACAUGGAAUCAAAAGCAAACAGCGUCGAGCACCGCCUGCUCUUCAAGAUGAUGAGCCAGGACUUGCUGUGCCUGGGCGUGGAGAGUGUACCGCUGAUGCAGCCCUGGACACUCCACAGGCAGUGACACCAGAUGUUUCCAAGCCUGCCCCUGCCACAAAGCGUCAGAAGAGAUUGAAGCCUGAGAAGAAGUGCAUUCAAGAGCCAAGGACGGAGAAGCCAGUG